AUGUCCACGAAAAUUAGAAAUAAAUUACCAUGUUACUGUAAAACAUGCAAUGGGAAAAUAGUGGAUGAAAGGACAAAAAAGAGUCAUGAAGAAUUAGAAACUCAAUUAGCUUUUAAUGUUUCCGGAUUUGUUCCCUCGGCAAAUAUGAAUAUGCUCUUGUCUAAUCCUGAACCUAACAUGACUCCUAGCCAGCAACUUAUCGCAAUGGAAAUUGAUGAACCUAUUAUAGAAGGAUCAUCAAGAAAAGAAAUUGGAUCGGAACAAGAAUCGUCUGGUGAUGAUAAUUAUGAAGCUGAUUUUGAACACUAUGCUAGACGAAGACAAGAUCGAUUUCAAGAACCGGAUGCAAAUCAGUGUGAUGAAAAUUCAAAUGAUGAUGAAAGUACAAAAUCAAUU
Molecule: messenger RNA, 396 nt
Organism: Rhizophagus irregularis DAOM 181602=DAOM 197198
Lineage: Eukaryota; Fungi; Glomeromycota; Glomeromycetes; Glomerales; Glomeraceae
Source: RefSeq, a predicted model, not a curated record